CGGAAAAAAGAGAGAGUGUUCUCAUCUAUUGACGCGCGCAUCGGCGGAUCCGCCGCCGCUUCUCGCUUUUCCGCGACGACAGCGAGAUCUCGCGGCAGUUUCUGUUUCGGUUUCGCGACUUCGCGAACGAGACGAGAGUUGACGCGAGUGCCUCUCGUUCGCGGGCUUUUGUUGUGUCUGCUUGUAUUGCGCCGUUGCUGGGCUUACAGCUGCGAGAUACUGAGCACAGCACAAUGGCGAGCUUUUCAGAAGACGAGGAAAUGUCGGAAGAAGAAGAAAUUGUCACGAUUCUCCUCUGCAACUCAAUGACGGCUAUGCUUCAAGAGCUGCGACGGGCUGAGCAACCAAGAUCGCAGCGGCGGCGACGACGGUGGUGGGUCCGCCCGUCCUUGCAGGAGCGGGAUAGGUUGGGACAGGCGAACAAUCUCUUGCCACUGCUUCGCGAUCGAGACGUCGAGUACUACAGAGACUUCCUGCGCAUGUCACCCAGCAGCUUUGACACACUGAUGGAGCUCCUUGGCCCCCGCAUCGCAAAAAAAGACACGCGGUUUCGCAAGGCUAUACUUCCAGACCACCGCCUGGCGCAAGUUAUUAGAUUACUGGCUGUUGGUGAUACCCUGCGGUCAUCUGCCUUUAAUUCCUUGGCUGGCAGGUCCACAACGUGCAACCUUGUUUCAGAGGUGUGCCUGGCCAUUUGGGAAGUGCUUGGCCCUAUAUAUGUUAUAACGCCAUCAUCUCCAGAUGAAUGGUUGAGGGUCUCCGAAGAGUUUGAGCGCAUCUGGAACAUGCCACACUGCCUAGGCGCAAUAGAUGGAAAGCAUGUCAAUAUUGAGUGCCCGAACAAUUCAGGCAGUGUGGACAGAAACUAUAAGAAUGCUUUCAGCAAGUCGAUGCUUGCAAUCAGUGAUGCACACUACAGGUUCUUGUUUGCAGAAGUAGGCCACAAUGGCAGCGAAUCAGAUGGGGGUAAUUUUGGCCGGAGCCCAUUCUUCAAAAGAGUUGACCAACGCCUGCAAGGGAUUCCUGAAGACUCUCUUUUGGCAGACAUUGGCAGCACGCCCUACUUCUUUGUAGGAGACGAAGCGUUUUUUCUGAAAACCUACCUCAUGAGGCCGUAUGCAAGGAAGAGUCUACCCCCUUUGUUUGGAAACUGUGUUGACGGGCAAGCUCAGCAACCAGAUGUUCAGGGAGCACCAAGUCAAUUUUCACAGCUACAAGAAAAAAGAAUUUUCAACUAUAGACUGAGCAGGGCUCGACGAGUUGUCGAAAAUGCCUUUGGGAUUCUGGCCCAAAGGUGGCGCAUCCUGCGCCGGCCAUUUAAAGCCAAAGAUGAAAAUGUCAGACGGAUUAUAUCAGCGUGUGUAUGCUUGCACAAUUUUCUGAUGACAGAAACAGCUUCCUCUCGUGCAGUUUACUGCCCACCAGUAACUACUGAUUAUGAAGAUUGGCAGAGACGUCAAACCGAUGGAACAUGGAGGCAAGAGGCGGAUGAGAAUGGCGGACUGACUCCUGUGCCUGCCACAGGUUAUCACCCAACGAGGCUUGCCUACACUACACGAGACAGGCUUUGCAAACACUUCAUCGGAAGCGGCAAGGUCCCCUGGCAAGAGGAGAUGAUCAGGAGCACCAGAGUAUAGUAAUGUUGCAGCAGCUGCUGGUGUCGCUGAGCGACUUGACGGAACUGAGGAGCCAGAAGUUCCCGGCACCUCAUCUUGGUCCUGGAGAUUUCUGUUUCCAGUGCACAACAGUUAUUAAAUGAAUAAACCUAUAAUUAUUUGACGGCCUAA
Dermacentor andersoni is the source of this 1787-nucleotide messenger RNA. RefSeq lists its product as uncharacterized. NCBI's taxonomy places the organism in Eukaryota, Metazoa, Arthropoda, Arachnida, Ixodida, Ixodidae. The record is from RefSeq and is a predicted model, not a curated record.